Messenger RNA from Phasianus colchicus (ring-necked pheasant), 661 nucleotides. Lineage: Eukaryota; Metazoa; Chordata; Aves; Galliformes; Phasianidae. The record is from RefSeq and is a predicted model, not a curated record.
CCCGCCCCCCGCAGCCACAUCCAGGUCCUGGCCGGCUCGCACAACCUGUCCUCGCCCUCGGCCUCCCAGCAGUACUCCGCCGCCGCCGAGGUUUUCGUGCACCCCGACUACGAGCCAAUGGGGGACGAGGAUGGGGGCGGUGACGUCACGGCGGAAGGGGCGGGACUUCCGCACGAUCUGAUGCUGCUCCGCCUCGACCCCCCCUUCACCCUCGGCCCCUCGGUGCGGCCGCUGCCCCUCCCCCUCACGGAGGCCCAGCCUGGGACGGCCUGCACGGUGAUGGGAUACGGCAGCACUGGAGCGUCGUACCCGGAAGUCCCGCAUUGCCUCAACGUGACGCUGCUGAGCGACGCCGAGUGCCGGGCGGCGCACGGUGAUGACGUCACCGACGGCGCUCUGUGCGCCGGGGGGGUGAAGGGGGAGGACUCGUGUCAGGGCGACUCCGGCUCCCCGCUGCUGUGCGCAGGCGCGGUGCAGGGCGUGGUUUGGUGGGGGCCGAACCCCUGCGGGCAGGAGGGGAAACCGGGCGUCUAUGGGGACGUCUUCCGCUACAGGGACUGGAUCCUACAGACCAUGCGGGGCGCCUCUGAGCCCCACAGCCCCAACACCGCCCCAUAACCCCACCCCAUAACCCCAACACCGCCCCAUAACCCCACCCCAU